This is a messenger RNA of Odobenus rosmarus divergens (Pacific walrus), 3942 nucleotides long. It is a transcript of the gene COBL, whose product is annotated as cordon-bleu WH2 repeat protein. Gene Ontology annotation, cellular component: plasma membrane; ruffle; axonal growth cone. The record is from RefSeq and is a predicted model, not a curated record. Lineage: Eukaryota; Metazoa; Chordata; Mammalia; Carnivora; Odobenidae. Gene Ontology annotation, molecular function: actin monomer binding. Gene Ontology annotation, biological process: actin filament polymerization; actin filament network formation. The coding region runs from base 1 to 3942 and encodes 1313 amino acids. The transcript is spliced from 12 exons.
AUGUGUAAGAAGACCAUGCUGAAGAUGAAGAGCCCCAGCAUCAUGGAGAAGUCUCUGGCUGGCAUAGUAGGGCUAGGCCGAGGGGAUGAUGCACUCAUACUGCAUGUGCGGGAGUGGCCUCAUGGACGCCCGAGUGCAGGAGUGAGGAAGAUGAAGGCUCGUGCCCCCCCUCCUCCUGGAAAGCCCACCACGCCAAAUAUGCACAGCGGACAGAAGCUUCCCCGGGAUGUGUCCCCCAGCCCUCCACAGAACCUGCUGCACAUGAAGGAGACCUUGAGGAACAGCAUGGUGGCGGUCACCGUGGUUCUGCCCAGCGGGCUGGAGAAGAAGAGCGUGGUCAAUGGCAGCCAUGCAAUGAUGGACCUACUGGUUGAACUUUGUCUUCAGAACCACCUAAAUCCGUCCCACCAUGCCCUCGAGAUCCGGUCUUCAGAAACCCAGCAGCCUUUGAGUUUUAAGCCAAAUACUUUAGUUGGGACCCUGAAUGUGCACACUGUAUUUCUCAAAGAGAAAGUUCCCGAAGAGAAGGUGAAGCCUGCCCCACCCAAGGCACCUGAGAAAUCUGUGCGCUUGGUAGUGAAUUACCUGCGAACCCAAAAGGCCAUCGUGCGUGUGAGCCCCGAGGUGCCGCUCCAGAACAUUCUCCCAGUCAUCUGUGCAAAGUGUGAAGUCAGCCCGGAGCACGUGGUGCUCCUCAGGGACAACAUUGCCGGGGAGGAGGUGGAACUUUCCAAGUCCCUCAACGAGCUGGGGAUAAAGGAGCUCUACGCGUGGGACAACAAACGAGAAACCUUUAGAAAAUCAUCGCUUGGCAAUGAAGAGACAGAUAAAGAGAAGAAAAAAUUUCUGGGAUUUUUCAAAGUUAAUAAAAGAAGCAGUAGUAAGGGCUGCCUGACAACUCCCAACUCCCCGUCAGUGAAUUCCCGUUCCAUUACGUUGGGUCCAUCCCUCUCACUCAGCAACAUCUCAGGGGUGUCUGUGAAGUCAGACCUGAAGAAGCGGCGGGCCCCCCCUCCUCCGACCCUACCAGGCACGGGGCCACCAGCGCAGGACAAGACCUCGGAAAAGGUAUCUCUGGGGUCCCAGAUUGACCUGCAGAAAAAGAAGAGGCGGGCGCCAGCCCCCCCGACGCCACAGCCCCCGACGCCAAGCCCCCUGGUGCCCCCUCGCAUGCAGGACAGGGAGCAGAACAGGAAGAGCACCGUGGUGAGCCUGCCCCUGGGCCCCAGCAGUCCCUGCAGCACGGACAGGGUCCCGCCGGUGCUGUGUGAGGCCGAGGAGACCGUGUCUGUCAGCAGCUGUUUCGUAUCAGAAGACACAACUGAAGACUCUGGAGUGGUGAGCUCCCCCUCAGACAUCAUCUCCCUGGAUUCCCAACACGACAGCAUGAAAUCCAAAGAUAAGUGGGCCACAGACCAGGAAGACGGCAGUGACCAGGACCUGGCUGGAACCCCAGAACUGGGUCCCCACAAGAGCCCCACCUGGGAGAGGAACGGCUCUGGGAACUGGCAUCCAAGACCUGAAGCCACUAUAACCUCCAGUGGUGAUGAAGACCUGUUUCUCACCGGGCAGUUCCAGAAAACCCUUGAGGAACUGGACGAGGAGCUGGAAGAACUGGAAGAGAGCCCUGAAGCCUGCAGCAGCCUGCCGACCGGCUCCGUGAAUGGCGUGUCCCCUCACUGCAUGCCAGAGGCCACCGUCCCCGAGUGUGAUGAAGACACAAUCCCAGUCACCUUCAUUGGGGAGGUUUCAGAUGACCCUGUGGAUUCGGGGUUGUCUUCCAAUCGAAACAACAAUGCUGGUUCUUUUGACCUGGGGGUUAUCGCGGGCAGGGGAGCCCCCCCAACGCCACGUCAGGAGGAGAACAACCAGCAGCACGGAAGGAGGACAGAAGUGCCCAACGCGCCCGCUCCUCCCCACGACAUCGGGGAAGAACGCAAACCCGCCUCGUCCGACCCCUGUGAGGCUGUGAAUCUGAAUAAGAUGGAGCCCAAGGUGACUUCUGCAGCGUUUCACCCGCACGGGCCAGAUGCAAAGCUGAGCGGCGAGGAGCCUGGCUCUGCUCUCGGUGGGAAGAUGCAGGCCAGCAAGAUGGCGAGGUCACAGCCAGUGAGGGACAAGGAAGGUGAAGGUAAGGGUAAUGGCUCAGCACCACCAUCCUGGUGUCAGCGGGGCCAAAACCCAGGGGGAACUUAUGGACUUAAAUAUGGCCUCACGACGUAUAAAAUUGUCCCUCCGAAAUCAGAGAUGAGGUGUUACGACAGAGGAGUCUCGCUCUCAACCGGUGCCAUUAAGAUUGACGAGCUAGGGAAUCUGGUGAGUCCCCACGCCAACGGGGGCAAGACCAUAGCCCUGUCGCCAUCUGCCCUCGACUUGGAAACCCAGCCCGUUGGAAAAGUCAAAGAAUUCUGGAGGUCCAAUUCUCUAGAGAAACACUCUGGCCAGCCCACAGAGGGCUCCACCAGGACCCCCACUCCCGCCAUGCCAGCGAAGCCACAGCCUCAAGAAAACAGACUCCGAGCAGAGCCCACCUUCCCAGACCCCAAAGUGACGUCACCCCCACAGCAGUCUGCCCGCCAAGAAGAGGGGAGACAUCUGGAGGAAGGCAGAAGCCGGCCACCCAUGGCUGCCCCUUGUCACAUCAAAGUGCCAGCAGGGAACGCCACGGAAGUCCCAUUUCUCAAGCCUCAGAGAAGAACAUCCAGUCAGUACGUGGCCUCUGCCAUUGCCAAGCGGAUAGGGCCCCCGAAAGCCCACACCGGCGUGGGGAGGAAGCAAGGCCAUGCGGAGGAGACCCGGGAAGGCGGAGCGCCGGAGCUGGCUGGACAGCCUCCCGCUAGGAGAGAUGGUACAGCCCCCAGCCCGUACUCAGACACACGCUCCCGUACCGAUGGGGAAGGCUCGGCAGUAGGAGCCCAGCCCAGAACGCAGGCCAGCAGCCCUCCUGGGAAGCUGUCUGCUCAAGACUGUCCUGCUGGUGUCCACAGAAGUCCCCACGUCCCGCCCGUCACAGCUUCCCAGAGGGAUCACGUUUCUGUGACACAGAGCUGGAGCCUCAGUGGAAAGCAAAGCACCAGCAACCCCAGGACCAGCUCAGCAUCCGCCCCCACAUGCACGCUGGAUGGUACAAAUCGCCCGCCUGCCCGCUCGGGAGAUGAUCAGACUCCUGACAGGACCCUGGUGAAUGGCUCCAGGUGGGGCCCCAUCCACACCGAGCCUCCUCAGUCUCCGAGAGGGUCCAGCACGAAUAACCAUGCCAGACAGGAGCCCCUACAACAGGAGGAAAAGCCCAGUUUGUCCUGCGCAGAGGUACACGAGACCGACGGUACGCUGCCCCCCAGCAUCUUUGGACCAAAGAAGAAAUUCCGACCCGUGGUCCAGAGGCCAGCACCAAAAGACACGUCGCUGCACAGCGCUCUCAUGGAAGCCAUCCACUCGGCGGGGGGGAAGGACAGGCUUCGCAAGAUUGCGGCAGACACCUCCGAGGGAGGGCCCAGGAAGCCGUCCUACACGGAGACAGUGGGCGAGCGCUCCGCACUGCUGUCCGCCAUCCGAGGGCACAGCGGUGCCUGCAGCCUGCGGAAGGUGUCAUCCUUCGCCUCUGAGGAGCUGCGGAGCUUCCGGGACACCGAGCAGUCAUCAGAGCCGCCAGGACUCCGUGACCUUGGCCUUCAGCCCCUGCCCGCCCCGCCCCCACCCCCUCCAGCCCCCCAGGCUCCCUCUACGUCCAGGACGGCAGCCAGGUCCAGCCCAGGCAACCCCGCCGAAGCCAGGCAGGCCCUGAUGGACGCCAUCCGCUCCGGUACAGGGGCCGCGAGGUUGAGAAAGGUGACAGUGAGUGACCAUGUGAGCGUUUGCGUGGGGCCAGCAGGGGGUCAGCAAGGAGCCACAAGGCAGCGAGAUGGCAGCGGGGAGGGGUGGCUGACAGCCCGCGUCCCUUAG